GAACUGUUACCAGGGAACGGGACCCCCAGCUCCCCUUGGGGGCGGCAACGCCGCCCCUUAACAAAGUCCAGCCUCCCACAGGCUUAUACCGCCGGCCCCCACUGCUGUCACUGCUGCUGCCGCUGCUGGGCGUGAUAAGCCAUCUCAGCUAGGGCCAGGCUGACCAGAGGACAUCGUUAGCAUUAGGGACUUAGGGGCCACGAGGAGUCAGGGGAACCAGAGUGUUAGGGCACCAGGAUGCUUGCAGAGCUGCUGAGUCAGGAUUAGGGGAACAAAAGCCUGGAAUACAGAAGACCUUGGCCUGGUGAAGGCAGAUUGAGGGCAAGACAGAAAUCUGGGCCACGGUAUCCUCAUCACGGAAGUGCCUUGGGAAACCUAAGGAAGAAUCCUACUGGGUCUACAGGCUGUAUCUUCCUCAUGUCCUACCCAGAUCACCGCUGCAGCCCCUCAGCUCCCAGGAGACUGCUCCGAUUCUCCAUCCCCACGCCGACCUCAUCGAUGGCUGACUGCAAAGACGUGUGAAGACGAGCUUAGACCCCAGCACCCUGAGCCCCUAGAGAGCCUGGUGCUAGAGGACUGGGUGUCUUCUUGGCCGGCCUCCCAUAUCCACACCACCACAGUCUUGCUCUCUCAACCACAGCUGGCCUCAGAGAUACUGGUCCUGACUCCACUAGGUCUCUAAUCCCUGGUCUCGCCUCCCUAGUCUCUCCAAGGCAAUGUUGCCUCAAAACAAGGACCAGGUGCCACUACAGAACGCAGUGGCCCCUGGGUGCUCCCCUCAAGGCUUCCCGAAACUGCAACUUGUGGACCCCCCUCCCUCCAACCUACAGCCUCCCUCUCUCCAGCAGUCACUCUCUUCCUCUCGCCCACCUUUCUCCUCAACCCCUCAAUCCCAGCACUUCUUGUCCCCUCCCCCCCAGUCCCACUCUCCCGGCUUCCAUUUCUACUCUUCUGACUCAAAUUCCGAGUUCGUGCCACCUCCCUACUCCUCCUCUCUCCCAAGUUCUCCAUCGUUCUUUCACCAGACCCACCUGUCUCCCCCCUCCUCUCCCUCCAACCACCAGCUCUAUCCCUCUCCUCCUCUCACACCCUUCUCCUCACCCACACAGCCACAGAACUCUGUUCCCCACCCUCGUUGCCCGUCAGCUGCUCGCCCCGACAUACCUAGCCCCUCGCUCACCUCCCCAAGCCGCAGCCUACCUUCUCCUGGGGUCCACUCUGAUAGGCAGUCAUGGCCCUGGCAUCAGUACAGGGACACCGGGUCCCCUGGGGUGGCGGGCGGGUGCGUGGCAAGCAAGAGGGACCCUGCAGAGUUCAGGGACCCGGGGGCCUUGGCCAAGGCCCUGGUGGUCCACCUGGGGCACCGCCGCAUCGCCCACGUCCUGCGGCUCCUGCUUUUGCAGCGCCUGUGGCUAGGCCGGUCCGGCCAGGCCCCCGUGGUGGAGUAUCCCAUAUGCCUGGUGUGUCUUCGGCCCCGCAGCCCCUCCUGCCCCAUCCCCAGGUACAGGACUGGACCCAGGCUGCUUGCCUUCCCCCAACUACUGCCCUGUGUGCAGGGCCAAGAGUCUGGACCACUCCGCAUAGGCAUCGGUUUCGGCCUCCGCCUGCCACGGGGCCAGGCCAGGGCCUUGCAUCUGUUGUCAGAAAGAACGCCGGAGGAAGUAGGGCCUCAGGGCAAGGCCUCUCAGGCCCGUGGGUGUCAAGUGCAGGCAUCUCGAGCCUCAGCAGCUCAAGCCCCAGCGGCUCAGGCAUGGGCAGGUGCAGCCCCAGGCACACGAACCCAGGCGGGCAGCCUCAGAUCUGCAGGCCCAAAUCGGUCACCAAACUCCACCAGGGGUUCCAGGCCUCCCCAUCACGCUCAAAAACAGGCCACUGCCUCUCCGAAGCCCAGGCCUUCCCCUGUUCCAAGGAGGUCUGCUUCUCCAAAGCCUACUCCCCAAAAGUCGCCAUCCUAGUUCCAGAGCCACGGAAGCUCUCUGGAGCACCCCCUUCCAACCCCACCCUCCCCGCCAGGUCGCAGAUCUCAGGGAGUCCUCGAGACACCCUGAAGGGCUGGCUGGCAGGAGGCCAGGUGUGCUCUCCUGCCCUGAACCCGGGGAACCCGUUGUGGAGUCUGCUCUCUCCUGGCUGAAGAGGACCCAGGGCCCUGGGGCCCAGUUCGGCCUGCCAUGUGUCCAAUAAAGCCUGACCCUGUGA
Messenger RNA from Tupaia belangeri chinensis (Chinese tree shrew), 2196 nucleotides. RefSeq names its product proline rich 30 (gene PRR30). The transcript is spliced from 3 exons. Lineage: Eukaryota; Metazoa; Chordata; Mammalia; Scandentia; Tupaiidae. The record is from RefSeq and is a predicted model, not a curated record. The coding region runs from base 717 to 1955 and encodes 412 amino acids.